CAAGGAGAGCAAGCCAAGUACCUAAUAGACGUCAGGUUAAUAUUCUGUUCCUUGAAUUAUUGCUCGGGUGGACUCUCUGCGUCAUACUGUUGGCCCCCUCCCUUCUGCUCCCUCAUCAGGCUCGGACUUGGGCUUCAUCUGCAUUCCCUUUGCAUUUGUUCCUGACUGAGUGACGUGACUUCAUAGGUCAUGAAUCCGAUCCCCGCUAAGUAACUGUGAACUAUCAGAACCAGGUGCCAGUAGAAUCAAAUCACCAUGGCAUCACAGCCAAUGUCUCUACGAGACCGUCAGGUCGCUUCCAUCCAAAAGAUCCUCAACUUGAACCAUGAUCCGCAGCCCACAGAAGACGCCCACCAUGAGGCCUCCGCGCAGGGCCUCAUCUCCACCCCGAUCUUGAACGAAGAUGGCGAUCCAAUCUGGAAGGUUUUGGUCUUUGAUAACAUGGGGAGGGAUGUUAUUAGCAGCGUGCUUCGUGUGAAUGAUCUCAGAGCUUGGGGGGUUACCAUCCAUCUGAGUCUGAACUCUACCCGAUACCCUAUUCCAGAUGUCCCCGUUGUCUAUCUCGUCGAACCUACCCCUACCAACAUUCAAGCGAUCACGAAUGAUCUCGCACGCGGCCUCUACUCCCCCGCCUACGUCAACUUCUUAUCCUCCGUCCCUCGGCCACUGCUCGAGGACUUUGCUUCCCAGAUCGCGACAACAGGAGCAUCGGAACACGUCGCACAGGUCUACGAUCAAUACCUGAAUUUCAUCGUCGCGGAACCAGAUCUUUUUAGUCUAGGGUUAGGAAAUGAUGCCUACUGGAGGAUCAACAGCGCACAAACAAGCGACGACGAUCUCGAUGCGAUUGUUGAUAAAAUUGUGAGCGGAUUAUUCAGUGUCAGCGUAACAAUGGGCGCCAUUCCCAUUAUCAGAUGUCCGAAGGGUGGUGCGGCGGAACUGAUAGCGACGAAACUCGACCGUAAACUGCGCGAUCACAUUCUCAACUCCAAGGAUAAUCUAUUCUCAGGCAACAGGAAAUCCGCCCCUGGUGUUCCUUCGUCACGACCCGUCCUGGUAAUUGUCGACCGAAACGUUGAUUUAGUUCCCAUGUUGUCACACUCUUGGACAUAUCAAUCUCUUGUGCAAGAUGUUCUUCAGAUGCGCCUUAACCGAAUCACGAUCGAGACUCCCAUCGAGGAGUCGAAUCCUGCCAAGAGUGUGUCUAAAAAAGCAUACGAUCUCGGUAGCAACGACUUCUUCUGGAAACGCAACGCUGGUGCCCCAUUUCCACAGGUAGCGGAGGAUAUCGAUGCUGAGUUAACGCGGUAUAAAGAAGAUGCCAAUGAAAUCACAAAGAAGACAGGUGCCUCCUCAAUCGAAGACCUCCAAAAUGACACCAGUGCAUCCGCGCAGCAUCUCAAGGCCGCCAUUACUCUACUUCCCGAGUUGCGGGAGCGCAAGUCGAUCCUCGAUAUGCACAUGAAUAUCGCCACCGCGCUCCUCAAGGGUAUCAAGGACCGUCAACUGGAUAACUUCUUUGAGCUAGAGGAGAAUAUUACCAAACAGUCUAAAACCCAGAUCAUGGAACUGAUCAACGACUCCGCAAAGGGCACUAAUCCAACCGACAAGCUCCGACUCUUCCUCAUCUGGUUUCUGAGCACCGAAUCCGAACUGUCCCGCACAGACAUCAGUCAAUUCGAAGAAGCUCUUACUCGCAUGGGAGUGCAAGACGUCAGCCCCCUCGCGUACGUCAAACAGGUCCGCGAAAUCACUCGCAUGACGAUGAUGACCACCGCCGCACCGCAACAACAGUCCUCCGAUCUCUUCCGCGGGUUCUCAUCCAUUUCCAACCGCCUCACAGACCGCAUCACCUCCGGGACCCUAGGCGCCAACUUCGACUCCUUAAUCUCGGGAGUGAAAAACUUCCUCCCGGUCAACAAAGACCUCACCCUCACCAAAAUCACCGAAUCCAUCAUGGACCCGGCCUCUGCCUCCAGUUCCGCCAUCGCCAAAACCGAAAACUAUCUCUACUUUGACCCUCGCAGCGCCAACGCCCGCGGCGCUAUGCCCCCGGCGUCUGCGUCCCGCAACGCCCAAACCGGAGGAACUAUUGGUCCCGGAACAGGAGCUAGCUUCGGCCAGCGGCGUCAGGCCUUCAACGAGGCAAUCGUCUUCACAGUGGGUGGUGGAAGCAUGGACGAAUACGGCAACUUACAAGACUGGGUGCAUCGCACCAGUGGGCAAGCCGGACAUGAGGGAGCGGGUUCUCGCGCGGGAGCCGAGUCGUCUCUCGGCGGCCCCAGACGGAGAGUCGUCUACGGCAGUACGGACUUGAUGAAUGCUAAUGAGUUCCUUGCCGAGUCAUUGGCGAAGUUGGGACGGGAAGGCUAGCUUCGCACUCAUUUUAGUCUUUGUUUGCUGUGAGUGUGGAUGAUUGGAGUUGUGGCAUGGAGAAGAUCAGAUAAUUUUGUAUCUCCGGUGACACUGCAGUAUAAUUAAUGCAUACUAUACUUGUUAUGGAAAUAAUCAUAAAUUUGUUUGCUUUUUUUUUAAAAAAAAAAAAAGAAAGGAAAGAAAAAAUAAAGAAAAAAU
This is a messenger RNA of Aspergillus ochraceoroseus IBT 24754, 2574 nucleotides long. It is a transcript of the gene sly1, whose product is annotated as syntaxin-binding protein. The transcript has 4 exons. The record is from RefSeq and is a predicted model, not a curated record. Gene Ontology annotation, molecular function: syntaxin binding. Gene Ontology annotation, biological process: intracellular protein transport; endoplasmic reticulum to Golgi vesicle-mediated transport. Lineage: Eukaryota; Fungi; Ascomycota; Eurotiomycetes; Eurotiales; Aspergillaceae. Gene Ontology annotation, cellular component: cytosol; Golgi membrane. The coding region runs from base 256 to 2373 and encodes 705 amino acids.